Drosophila serrata is the source of this 1026-nucleotide messenger RNA. RefSeq lists its product as uncharacterized. The record is from RefSeq and is a predicted model, not a curated record. NCBI's taxonomy places the organism in Eukaryota, Metazoa, Arthropoda, Insecta, Diptera, Drosophilidae.
AUAAAUAGUUAGCGCCUUCAUUCGAUCCAACAGAAGCGACUUAAACGCUCGUGGAGUAACAUCAUGAAAUUCCUGGUUAUUGCCUUUGCCGUUCUGGCCUGCGCCUAUGGCGAUGUCUCCCAUUUGGGUUAUGAUUACUCGCCCCCAGCACCGGCUCCGGUUUACCACCCAGCCCCUGCUCCCAUCAGCAUCCCAGCUCCAGCACCAGCUCCAGUCUACCAUCCGGCUCCGGCUCCAGCUCCCGUGGUGAUCUCUGCCCCUGCUCCUGCUCCCGUGAGGACUUAUGUGCCCCCAGCACCCAUCAGCAUCCCGGCUCCAGCUCCGGUCCAUCAUGAGGUUCAUGUUCCAGCUCCGGUUCAUCAUGAGGUUCAUGUUCCAGCUCCCGUCUACCAUGAGGCUCCUGCCCCAGCUCCGGUCUACCACCCAGCUCCUGCCCCAGCUCCGGUCUACCACCCAGCUCCUGCUCCCGCUCCAGUUGUGAUCCCUGCCCCUGCACCCGCUCCAGUUGUGAUCCCCGCACCUGCACCCGCUCCAGUUGUGAUCCCUGCCCCUGCUCCCGUGAACACCUACAUUCCCCCAGCACCAGCACCAGCUCCAGUCUACCACCCAGCCCCGGCUCCGGUUCACCAUGAGGCUCCCGCUCCCGUCUACCACCCAGCUCCUCCAGCUCCCGUCUACCAUGAAGCUCCUGCUCCCAUUCCCGUGAGCAUCCCAGCUCCUGCUCCCGUCUACCACCCAGCUCCUGCCCCAGCUCCCGUGGUGAUCCCAGCUCCGGCUCCCGUGAGGACCUAUGUGCCACCUGCACCAAUCAGCAUCCCAGCCCCAGCUCCCGUCCAUCAUGAGGUUCAUGCUCCAGCUCCUGUCUACCACCCAGCUCCGGCACCAGCUCCAGUCUACCACCCAGCUCCUGCUCCCAUCAGCAUCCCAGCUUCCAACCACCAGGUUCUGGAGGAGAUCGAGCCCGUGUCCAACGAUGGUUACCGCUACAAGACCGUGCGCCGUCGCGUCUACCGUCACCGCUUCUAA